Messenger RNA from Notolabrus celidotus (New Zealand spotty), 1906 nucleotides. It is a transcript of the gene ifngr2, whose product is annotated as interferon gamma receptor 2. Gene Ontology annotation, molecular function: protein binding. The coding region runs from base 353 to 1204 and encodes 283 amino acids. Lineage: Eukaryota; Metazoa; Chordata; Actinopteri; Labriformes; Labridae. The transcript is spliced from 7 exons. The record is from RefSeq and is a predicted model, not a curated record.
GAAAACGAAAGUCACACACUGCCUCCUGCUGGCAGAGAGGCACCCUCUGUUUUAAUUCACGUUAUUCAGAAACUUGCUAUUCUUUAUUAGAGUUAAGAGAUCAUUACUGUUACAAAAUAUAAAGCUAUUAAUACAACACAGCUGGAUUCUGGAAAACACAACCAGCUCGAAAGUUCUCUGAGGUCAGAAGAUCCGAGCCGUCCGUGAACGCAGCAUAUUUCCCAAUAUCCGCCUGGAUGAUAUAAGAGGAAGUAUUUCUAUUCACGCCUUUAGUUUAAAGUUAAAUUAAAGUUCAUCGACAUGGACACAGAGGGUUCAGGACUGUCCUAACAGCCUGCUAAAUGACGCCACGAUGAUUUUCAUGGUGCUGUUAAUCCAAACCGUCCUGUCAGUGUGGAGUGAGGAGCCUCCAGACCCCCCAACAGACGUCCAUGUCGAUAAUUGGCAGCUUACGUGGACCCCUCCCUCCGAUGAGACAGGCCUCACCUACACGGUCCAGAGCAGAGACCACAGUGAAGUGUGGAGUGACGUCUCCACCUGUGCCCAAAUAUCCUCCACUUCCUGUGAUGUCACUCUGACAGCAGCUAAGGGCAAGCAUGACUGUGUGAGGCUGCAAGUGCUUGCAGAGAGACGGGGACUCGCCUCCGCACCAGCCGAGGCCUGCGUUUCACACGGUUUUAACAGGUGCACACCCCAGGUGAGCCUGUCAGCCCGGCCUGGCUCUCUCACCGUUAACCUCAGCCGUAACCACAGCCUGGCUGAGGAUCACGUCGACAACCUCCAGCACCGAGUUUAUUACAACAAAGAGGGAGAGACCGAGCAGUUCUAUCACGAUUCUCGUGCUUCACUCCCCCUCCUUCGGCUGCAGGAGGGGCAACGGUACUGUGCUCAGGUGGAGUUCCUUAUCCUAGGUCAGCCUGUGGGCCCACCCACCUGCCCCCAAUGUGAGCUCAUCCCCCACACAGAUGUUCAGGUGCAUCCAGGUGUGAUAGUGGGCGUGGUCGUGGUUAUGACCCUCCUGAUAGUCGGCUCGGCAUACAUCAUCAUCUGCCAGAGUGGGAGGAUCAAACGCUGGCUCCACCCCCCGUGUGAGAUUCCACAUCAUUUCCACCGCCUGCAGUCCCACCACGACCUCACCCCCAGCCCCACUGAUGAGCACUUUGACGUCAUUGACUGUGUCACGCCUGAGGAGCGGAGAGAGUGACGUCACCCGAGCACCGUCUGCUGAACUGUGCCGCCACUUCAUGCUGCCUCACCUGAGGAGUGAACAAAUUAACCUGAGGAGGAGGAGCAGCACAGACUGAAAGUGAAAUCAGUUCUCUUUGGUUUCACUUUUACUCUUCAAUGAACAUGUGAUCUGUGUUACCUGUCAUGUUUGUAGCAGCAGCAGCACCCGGCACCUGACAGUUAGGUCCUCUCACACACCUUUAUAGAUGGUUGUUUUUAGCAUUAAUGAAUGAAUGAAGGGGCAUCGUCUCUUUUUAGUGAAAUUUGAGCCAUAAAGGGUAAACAGGGAGAUUCAUUUCAAGUUUUCAGUGACGGAGGUUGAAUCAUAUUUCACUGCGACGUGUCUCCGUCCUCGAUCAUUUUAAAUCUACAUUAAUUAUUUUUCUGUUUCAUGUAAACUCACACACUCAUCACUUUAUGGUGUAACCUCUGUGAUCUACUUUAUCCUCUUUGGGCCUUGGGGAAAGCUCUCAGCGCCACUGUUACAGUUUUAAUGCUGAUUGUCUUAUUUUGCUUCCUCUCUCUGUUACCUGUGUAAAGCACCUUGAGCGGCCUUGGUUUGAAACUUGUGCCCACUGUAUGAGCAAUCAGUGAAAUGACUAAUUUAAAAAUACAUCAUGUAUUGUUUGUCAGCUUUGUGUUGUUCAUCUGCUUGUAAUAUAUAAACAUUUUAUACUAA